AUGGCCGAACCACCAAAAACCCCGGGUCGGCCCGUUUGUGUUGUUUUCGGCCCCCAGAGUUCCGAGAUUGAUGAAACUUUAUUUUACAUCAGCCGCAACAUCGACGAAAAUCCAUCGUUGGAAUUCCUCAAGGAUGUCUUGCAAGAACUACCGUCGCUAUGGUCGCCCAUUACAGAUGCUUGGUCCUCUUUAUCCUCAAUCCCUGGAGCGACACAACUUACGGUGCUUGCUGAAUGUGUUCAGGGGACGACAGUCGCUCCCAAAAGUGCAAUGAAUGUGUUCAUGACGCCUCUCACUGUUAUUCGACAGAUAAUCGAUGUGUGGAAAUUCAAAGAAGAGUCCCAGAACAGGUGCAGAAUCGUGGAUGCCCAGGGGUUUUGUGUCGGCUUCUUAGCGGCGGUCGCAGUCGCUUGCUCGAAUGAUUCCAACGAAUUUGAGGACAUCGCAUCCACUAUGAUCCGAUUGGCUGUUUGCAUUGGAGCAGCAGUUGACCUGGAUGGCAUCUUGCAUGGUCCGGCCCGAUCUGUUGCUUUAAGAUGGAAGUCGGAUAGUGAGAAAGAACAACUCGACCGAGUGUUGGGUAGCUCUUCAACGGCCUACAUCUCCUGCUUUACGGAUGCAACCUCAGUCACAGUCACAGUCGCGGAAGAUGAAGUGGAGGAUUUGACCAAGGAGCUAGGAGGUCAUGGGUUGUCGGUAAAAAUUAUUGACCUGAAGGGAAGAUUUCAUCAUUCGAGACAUGUCACAGCUGUUCAAUACCUUGCAGAUCUUUGUGAGACAGACGCCAGGUUCCGGUUAGCAAGGACUACUCCUUGUGUUCUUCCACUGAGGUCCAAUGUCGAUGGCCAUGUGCUUGGGAAACGAUUUGCCAUUCACAAAACUGCCCUGGAAUCAAUCCUGACCAACCCAUCACAGUGGGCUAGAACUGUUUCUGCCGCAUUUGAGCAAGCGAGAGAGACACAUGACGAUUUAGCCUUUGUGGCCAUUGGAACUGGCCAGUUUGUUCCACGUCUAGUCAGAACCCGCGUUCUAGAUCACUUGAACAACAAGUGGUCGGACACAAAAAAACAUGCAAUUCUGCCAAAUGGAAUCCACAGAUCAUCUUCCGCCACUGGAUCGAGGCCUUCAAUCGAUAUGGCCACUAUCGGCCCGACAGUGACCCCAAUUGCCAUCACUGGCAUGGGGUGCCGAUAUGCCCAAGCGGAUUCCCCAGAGCAACUUUGGGAGAUGCUCGAGCUUGGGCGGUGUGGUGUCAACGCACUUCCCAACGAGCGAUUCAAGAUGGACAAUCUUCUUCGCGAGCCAAAGGGGCCAUUCUGGGGAAACUAUCUGGCUAAUCCAGAUGUGUUUGAUCAUCGCUUCUUUGGAAUUUCGGCCCGAGAAGCGGAGGCUAUGGACCCCCAGCAACGACUACUUCUUCAGGUAGGGUAUGAGGCUAUGGAGUCAGCUGGAUAUUGUGGUCUUCGCACCUCCAAUAUCCCGACCGACAUCGGUUGUUAUGUUGGUGUCGGCUCGGACGACUAUACUGACAAUGUUGGAUCAAGCAACGCGAACGCCUUUUCAGCUACAGGAACACUCCAGGCGUUUUGCACUGGCCGUCUUAGUCACUAUUUUGGGUGGACUGGGCCAUCGGUGGUGGUUGACACCGCAUGCUCCUCAGCUGCGGUGUCUAUUCAUCUUGCAUGCAAGGCACUUCAAACUAAUGAAUGUUCUAUUGCCGUGGCGGGCGGCGUAAAUGUCAUGACCAGCCCCAGAGUGACACAAAAUCUGGCGGCAGCCUCCUUUCUCUCACCCACUGGUGCUUCGAAGGCCUUCGAUGCGAGUGCCGAUGGUUAUUGUCGUGGAGAGGGGGCGGGGCUGGUCGUUCUACGACCCUUGAAAGACGCAAUUCAUAACGGAGACCCCAUUCUUGCCAUCAUUGGUGGGUCGGCGGUCAAUCAGGGGUCCAACCGCUCUCCAAUCACUGUCCCAGACUCGGAUUCCCAGAUAUCCCUUUAUCGGAAGGCCCUUGUGACAUCUGGGGUUCGUCCAGAAGACGUCACUUAUGUUGAGGCGCAUGGCACAGGCACACAAGUAGGCGACCCAAUUGAAUUUGAGAGCAUCCGCAAAACGUUUGGAAGACCUGCGCGCACCGAAAGGCUUUAUGUCGGAUCUAUCAAAGAUAACAUCGGCCACACUGAAACUUCUUCAGGCGUAGCUGGCCUACUAAAGACUGUCCUGAUGAUGCAGAAACACCAGAUACCGAAGCAGGCCAAUUUCGUUCAACUGAACCCCAAGAUUCCCACGUUGGACGAUGCAGCAAUCGCAAUUCCAACCAAGUCUAUCCACUGGCCCUCCGCUGCUAAUUCAUCUUCGACUGCUGUGGCGAUGGUGACCAAUUACGGAGCUGCAGGAAGCAACGCGGCUCUUGUUGUGAAACAAUACGACGCAAAAUCUGGCCUUUCGAAUCCAGUUUCUCCCCUCCCUAGUGAGGUGCCUGUUAUUCUAGCAGCCAACACCGUUGAAUCACUCGGAUCAUACUGCAAAGCUCUGCUUUCAAGCGUCCGCGAUGCACACCUGAGCAGUUGCCAAGACAUAGCCUACAACUUGGCAAUCAAACAAAGCAGAGACAUGGACUACGUUUCAGCAUUCAGCAUUCCUGUAGAUCGACCCAACGACCUUAUUGCGAAGCUAGAGUCAAUAUCAUGUGAGACUACAAAUCUCGAGAAACAACCGGCUGCCCGUCUGCCCGUCAUCUUGUGCUUUGGUGGGCAAAAUGGGAACGAAGCAACCAUUUCCGAAGACCUAUUUAAUCAGUGUGAACUGCUUCAAUAUCACCUGAUGGAAUGUGAAAAAAUUUGUCAAACUCUUGACCUUCCGAGCCUCUUUCCGAGUAUCUUCCAACCUGGCCCAAUUGAAAAUACCGUCAGCCUUCACUGCAUUUUGUUCUCAAUCCAAUAUGCAUCAGCAAAGUCAUGGAUAGAUUCCGGACUGCAAGUGGACCGAAUUAUAGGCCAUAGCUUUGGUCAACUUACUGGACUCUGUGUCGGUGGCGGGUUGAGCCUUUCGGAUGCUCUUUAUCUUGUCUCGGAGCGAGCCAAGAUGAUCCACAGCAUGUGGGGUUCUGAGCGUGGAGCUAUGCUCCUAGUGGAGGGCUCAGAGGUGGAGGUACAGGGUUUGCUGAAUCGUGCAGCAGAGCAUAUGGCAGAUGUGGCAGUGGAUGUGGCUUGUGUCAACGGCCCACGUAAUACCAUAUUGGCGGGAGACGAGCGAUCCCUACAAAUGAUUGAGAAUCUGUCGGCGAAAGCCCCCUCCAUCCUUCGCACAAAGAGAUUGAAGAACACACAUGCUUUCCAUUCCCGCCUGGUCGAUAGCAUUGUUCCUCCCCUGACCAAGGUAGCCCAGCAGCUUCAAUACAAGCCAUUGUCUAUCCCUAUUGAGGCUUGUUCUCAGUAUGAUGACUGGACUUCUGUUACCCCAGGCAAGAUUGUGGAUCACAGCCGCAGACGAGUUGACUUCCAGACAGCCGUUGAGCGGGUGGCCCAGAGGAUUCAAGGACCUGCUAUCUGGCUGGAGGCGGGAUCCGCAUCUCCCAUCAUCCCGUUGGUACGACGGGUUAUCGAUACAGUGGCAGCCUUUUCAAAUGGGCAUGUCUACCAGGCGCUCGACUUGGGAGGCGCACUGGCCCAGAAAAACCUUUCACAGGCUACGUGCAACCUUUGGUCUAGAGGUGUGAAGGUACAGUUCUGGCAGUUCCACGAUUCCCAAGCCAAGAGCUACAACUGGAUCAACCUCCCACCUUACCAGUUUGCUCAAACACGUCACUGGAUUGGAUACGACCCAAAUGCCUUCGCGUCGUUGCCUGAAGUCAAGCCAACUGUGCCUUCUUCUGAUGCCCCGAAAGAGUUUGUGCAGCUGCUCACAAAGCAGCCGACCGAGUGUGUGUUUGCCAUUAAUACGAAUGACCCUCUUUAUCAGGAGUGUACACAAGGCCAUGCAGUACUUGAUCAAAACCUCUGCCCUGCCUCUCUCUACUUUGAGAUUAUUGUUCGAGCGGCGGGACUGAUUCGCCCAGAAAACGACAUAUCACUAGCCAUGCCUCACCUGAAAGACCUUGCCAUUUCGGCUCCGCUUGUGCUCAACCCUAGGGGAAAUGUUAUGUUGAGCCUUACUCGCGCCCGGGUGGGUGACUCCCCAUGGUCAUUCUCCCUCUUCACUCGUGAGCCCAACAAGAAUACAGUCACCACACAUGCAACCGGUGAGAUCAGCUUGCACCCCUUCGGCCAGAAUACACCUCUCUUCGUUCGACUUCACUCCAUGAACCGAUUGAUUGAUUCUUCUCGAGUGGACUCCAUCGCCAAUUCACGAGAGUCGAGCGGUCUUAAAGGAUUCGCCGUAUAUCAAGCCUUCCGCAGAGUUGUCAAUUACGCUGAUUAUUAUCGUGGCGUUGAACAAGUGUUCGCGACUGAUCAUGAGGCCGCUGGAAUCGUGAACCUCCCCUCGUCCCGGACAAAGGACGCGUCAUGUGAUCCAAUGCUCGUCGACAAUUUCAUUCAAGUCGCUGGAAUCCACGUAAACUGUCUUUCGGAGACAAAAGAAGAAGAGGUUUUUGUUUGCACUGGGGUUGGGGAAAUCUUGAUUGGAGAGGCUUUCAUGACCCGGGAUCCCAAUUGCUCGCGUUCGUGGGCUGUAUACUCUAACGUGGACCGAUCUAUCAAGAAUAAGAUCACUUGUGAUACGUUUGUCCUAGAUCGGGAGACCGAUAAACUUGCUGUCACCAUUCUUUCGGCGACAUUUACCAGUGUCUCCAUCGCCGGUCUUUCCCGAGUACUCAAGAAAUUGAACAAUCAACCCGACGACAAAAAAGUGCCUCUAGGCCAGUCUCUUCGCGAUGACUCCAAGGUUGCACUCAAUCCUACCCCUCAGAAUGCACUAGCCGCUGUUCCGGUUCCUCUCCACUCUGCCCCGGAUAGUGGACACUUUAUGGUCGUCCAGGAGAUGCUCUGCGAUCUAUUAGGAAUCGCCUCCGAUGAGUUGUUGCCAUCAUCGAACCUCGAAGACAUUGGUGUUGAUUCGCUGAUGCGAACUGAGGUUUUGGUGGAGAUAAAGAAGAGAUUCAAUUUCACCAUUGACACUUCCUCCUUCGUUGAGUUCCCCGAUAUCCUAACGCUGGUGCAGACAAUUUUCCCCGAUGCCGCAACUGCUCCCCUCACAAAUGGAGUUCACCCGUCAUUGCAAAUCGAGACUACAGAAGCAGUUGACUCGGAGAGCAAUACCCAUGUUAUCCCAACCCCAAUUUCCGAUGAAGAAGUACAUGGCCUCAUUGACAUUGCACCUGGCCUUUUCACUGAUAUUCAGAGAAGUAUGGUGCACAGUCAAUCUACCCAAUGGGACGGGUUUUGUGAAUCCGUAUAUCCCAGACAGAUGGCCCUUGUCACAGCUUAUGUGGUAGAGGCUUUCAAAUCCCUCGGUGUCUCCCUGGAGAGCUUUGAGGCUGAGCAUCUUAUCCCACAAGUGCCAGUUCUUCAACAGCAUAGCAAGGUUCGAAGCCAGCUUUAUUCCAUCUUGCAAUUUUCCAAUCUCAUCCGGGCUACUGAUCAUGGCUUUGUGCGAACUUCGGUUCCCGUAUCCACCAUUUCGUCCGAUGUAUUGCACGAGGAAAUUAUUCGCCUCUAUCCCCAGCAUACAUCUGAGCACAAUCUGCUGAGGACAACGGGCUCGCGACUCAGUGACUGCUUAAGCGGAGCAGCCGACCCACUUUCUCUUCUCUUUCAAGAUGCAGAGGCUCGUCGACUGAUGGAGGAUGUAUACACAAACGCUCCAAUGUUCAAGGCUGCAACUAACCACCUAGCCCAAUAUCUUGUCAAUCUCCUUGGUCGCGUGGAUACCACCAGAGAAAUUAAGAUUCUCGAGAUUGGAGGUGGCACUGGGGGCACAACCAAAGCUUUGUUGAGUCAGCUGACUGCCGUUCCUGGUCUUCGUUUCCAAUACACAUUCACGGACCUAUCCUCGGGGCUCCUGACUCUGGCACGCAAGAAGUUCAAGCAUUACAGUUUCAUGAAAUACCAAGUCCUCAACGUUGAACGGGCUCCUACCCCAGACAUGCUCGGUCAAUAUGAUAUCGUCUUAUCCAGCAACUGUGUGCACGCAACCCGCAAUCUCGUUCAAUCGUGUUCGAAUAUCAACAAGCUUCUACGGCCAGACGGGCUUCUUUGCCUAAUCGAGCUCACACGCAACUUAUUCUGGUUCGAUCUUGUUUUCGGUCUGCUGGAGGGCUGGUGGCUCUUUGAGGAUGGUCGGCAACACGCCCUUGCGACCGAACACGUGUGGAAACAAACUCUUUCCCAAUCAGGUUUCCAAUGGGUGGACUGGACAUACAAUGACUCUCAAGAAUCCAAUGUGCUUCGGGUGAUCACUGCGUCACCAACCUCGGCUGUCAUUUUACCCCCGUCCCCCAGGAGCCCCUUAUAUCUCAUGAACGAAGAGACUAUUGUGUACGGCAAGAACGAUGGCGUGGAGCUCUCUGCAGACAUUUACUAUCCUCGGGAUCUUCAGCCUAUUGGAAAACCCCGUCCAAUUGCUCUUCUUAUCCAUGGCGGCGGGCACAUUAUGCUCUCGCGCCGGGACAUCCGCAGCAAGCAAGUCAGAAUGCUCCUGAAUGCGGGAUUCUUGCCAGUCAGUGUUGAUUACCGACUCUGCCCAGAGGUUUCCCUGACCGAAGGCCCAAUGCAUGAUGUAUGCGAUGCUCUUUGUUGGGCUCGCCAUGUCCUGCCCAGUUUAACUCUUGGUCGUCCUGAUAUCCAACCAGACGGAACCCAAGCGGUAGCGGUUGGCUGGUCUACUGGUGCCCAUCUGGCCAUGACAUUGGCUUGGACUUCUCAGCAGAGGGGCAUAGCCCCGCCUGACGCUAUCCUCGCAUUCUACGGCCCAACAGACUAUGAAGACUCUUUUUGGUCUCAGCCCAAUUUCCCUUACGGAAAGAAUGCCGCCUCGCCAGAAAUGCGAUACAACCUGUGGGAAGGCAUAUAUGAGACGCCAAUCACUGCCUACAAUCCUCCGGUCGACCAGAAGGCCCUUGGAGGCUGGAUGUCACCGGCGGAUCCUCGCAGCCGAAUUGCGUUGCACAUGAACUGGAAAGGACAAAGCCUGCCUAUGUUGCUUCACGGCGGCCGCUUCUGGUCGGAUCAUAAAGAUGGCAACUGUGGAGAGGAGUUGCCCGUUCCGACACUUGAGGAAAUCCAAGCAGUGAGCCCUCUGGCACAGAUUCGCAAUGGGCGUUACAAGACGCCCACUUUCAUCAUACAUGGAACCCUUGAUGAUCUCAUUCCAGUGGAACAGGCCCAAAGGACCUCACAGGAGCUGGUUACGAAGGGCGUUGAGGUACAACUUCGAGUUGUGGAUAAGGCAGUACACCUGUUUGACAUUUAUCCUGGUUUUGAAAAAGACCAGGCAGCUUCUCGGGCUGUUGAAGAUGGUUAUGAGUUUUUGCGUGAUCAUGUUCGAUAUUAG
Molecule: messenger RNA, 7488 nt
Organism: Penicillium psychrosexuale
Lineage: Eukaryota; Fungi; Ascomycota; Eurotiomycetes; Eurotiales; Aspergillaceae
Product: CAZyme family CE10
Exons: 6
Coding region: 1-7488 (2495 amino acids)
Biological process (GO): proteolysis; secondary metabolite biosynthetic process; fatty acid biosynthetic process
Molecular function (GO): 3-oxoacyl-[acyl-carrier-protein] synthase activity; serine-type peptidase activity; fatty acid synthase activity
Source: RefSeq, a predicted model, not a curated record